ACUUAUCAGUCACCAAGUUUAGUUACACACUUUCUUCCGGGAGGGUGGGAGGGGUGAAGGAAGAGAUGGUGGACCUUCAGAGGGAGGCUGGUGAGCUGACGUUGACUCUCUGUGCUGCACUGAUCUGGAUCUUUGCCUUCAGCGUAUCAACAGUGAGCUGCCAGAUUAACAUCAAGGGUUUAAUUGGAGAAGAUGUCCUGUUGCCCUGCAUCUACAAUGGGAGGAACUCUAUCCCAGAGGAUGUUUCCUUGCUCUGGUGGGACAAGCAGAAAAAAGUCCUGUUAACCCUCGUCAACGGCACCCCAGUUUCUAGAGUCCAGCACCAGAACUUCAGAGGUCGAGUGGUCACGUUCUCUGAUCUGUACAGGAGAGGAAACUUCUCCAUCGUCCUGCAGAACGUCCAGCAGUCGGACAGUAACGACUACACCUGCAAUGUGCCACAGGUUUACUUCCAGCGGAACAUCACACUGACUGUCUCAGGUAAAAGGUCAUUGGUUCCUGCUCUUAAAUCAAAAGGUUUUGACACCAUGACCACCAAGGUUCUAACACCACAGUUAAACCAAACUUCCUCCAUCUCAUCCUGCCUCCAUCUCAUCCUGCUUCUCAUCCUUCUGUCCUUCUCUGGCUAAAACUGCCCCGAUGCUUAAAUCAGUUUUAAUAAGAACUGAUCAACAUAUCCAAGAAAACCACAAUCCUGUUUUUCUCUGGACUUUACAACAAAACGUCACCUCAGACUCUGACAAAAUGACCCGAACAUUUUUAGUAUUUUCUGAUCAGUUCUAGUCAAAAGAUAAUUGAUUGGUUGAUAAUGAAAUCUUCUUGUUUUCUUGAGGCCACUUUAUUGACACGUCGGGUAAAAACAUUCGACAGAUCACUGGGAACCAUUACAUAAUAACCCCAGUAAACUGAGGCAGGAAAUCAGGCAAAGCUAACUGAUGCUUCCAGAGCACACAAAAAAGACAGACUGAUUGUUAUUUCACUUAUUAAUGCUCUUUUCAGAGCAUAACUUAGUUCACGCACUUAACGCAAACAUUUUAAAGUAACAUCUUCAUUGUCAUCAUUGAUUGAUCAUCAUUGUGUUUUUAUUGUGAGUUUUUCCUGAUCCACGUCAAAAUAAACAAAAAAACAAACAAACAAACAAAAAAACCACUGAAAUGUUGUCAGGUUUUUUAUUCUAAAAUGAAAACUGGAGUUAAAACAGUACAAAUAUCUGGUGUUCGCGGGAGGUGCCCCCCUCGGGCCCCACAGUUUGCCUACUUUUACUUUCACUUUUACUGUGCUGAUAAUCUUCUUGGGAGUUGAGAUUCUGCCAAAAAUAUCAGUUAAAAACCAAGAGAAGCAGCAUUUUCUGCAGCCAGAGGAGAAAGAUGAUGAUGAUGGAGCCUCAGAGGACUCUGAGCAUGUGGACACUCUGCGCUGCACUGAUCUGGAUCUUCAACAUACCAACAGCGAGCUGCCAGGUCGAUGUUGAGGGUUUUAUUGGAGAAGACGUCCUGUUGUCCUGCAUCUACAACAACAGCACCUCUGUCUUGGAGAAAGUCUUCAUCUACUGGUUGGAUGGAGACAACAGAGUCAUGUUAGAGAUCGUCCAAAGCGCUCCAGACUUUGGCCCCCAGCACUACAAAUUCAGAGGUCGUGUGGUCACGUUCCCUGAUCUGUACAGGAGGGGAAACUUCUCCAUCGUCCUGCAGAACAUCCAGCAGGUGGACGACAGCACCUACCACUGCCACGUAGAGCCGGUGGACUUCCAUCAGGUCAUCAGACUGACUGUCUCAGGUAAACGUCCUGAGAUACCAUCAUAUCAAGAACUAUUUGAUGAUCUAACACUGUACCUCCCCCAACUGGCUGUGCUCCUUAUCCCUCUGCUACUCUGUUGUUAUUGUUGCUGGUGGUGUUGCUGUAGCUGUCAGAGACAAUCUCGCUGAUUGAGACCGUGGGAACGCCUUCUCCUUUUUCAUCAUCCGAUGCUUUUCACCCCGCCUUCAACUGUGGAGUAAAUCAGAAACAAGUUCGGACAAUGUGUUGUGUGAAGCUUUCUGAGCUUUCAUUGGUUGUAAGCCGGGACAAGGUGUUGAUGUGGUGGCAGCUUUUUAUAACAGACAGAUGACAAAUUACAGGGCAACUCUGGCUCCAGGCUUAUGAACACACUGGGUUUUACUUUCAUUACUUACAUAAUCUAAAUAAGAUUCUAAGAGUCAUUUACAAGCUUCUGAUGGUCAUUUAGGGAGUUUCAGGAUGUUUGAAUUGUUGAUAGAUUUUUCUUGGGGUUGUUUAGAAGUUUUUAAUUGUCAUUGAUGAUUCCUGCACCAAACCAAGUCACAGUCUGAGAGACCAGGCCUGAAACUUCAAAUAAAUGUCCACAGUUUUAUUUACUUUUCCUUCUGAGUAAAAACAAAGUCUUAAAAUGUUUUCUAAAAAUGUUUAUGUAGCAUCUGAUGGGUAGAAACCACAGAUCCAGGUUUGUUUAAUAGUGAAAUAAAAACUGAAGCUAAAGGUU
Molecule: messenger RNA, 2497 nt
Organism: Lates calcarifer (barramundi perch)
Lineage: Eukaryota; Metazoa; Chordata; Actinopteri; Centropomidae
Product: V-set domain-containing T-cell activation inhibitor 1
Exons: 7
Coding region: 1368-1925 (185 amino acids)
Biological process (GO): positive regulation of T cell proliferation; cellular response to lipopolysaccharide; negative regulation of T cell proliferation
Cellular component (GO): external side of plasma membrane
Source: RefSeq, a predicted model, not a curated record